AAUUCGUCCAUGUUAUACAACCAAUUAUACACAAAGCUUUUACACAGCAAUUAUCAGCCAUAAAAAAUAAUAGUUUCCAGUUUUAUCAAUUACUCACUUUAAAACUGGUCGUAACACACGGUAUUAUGUCAUGGAUGACAACCGUUGUCAGAUUGUAGGUUAGUUUUACAACUCAAAACAAAACUUGAAUUUCCUCGAUUAUUUAUCCGACAUUUAGCAACUUAAGAUGAAAUCAUCAACUAUUUUAGUAUUUAUCGUUUACCUAUCCAUGACAAACGCCGAAUGGGUUGACCCCCAUAGCAUGGACACCAACGCGAAGCACAAGGUGCCAGUUCGCUCCCCAAGUCUAGAUCUCGAUUCGCGAAAGCGCUACAGUUCUGGGAGUACACAAUGCGACUCCGAUAUACAUUUAAAACGAAUUGUGCGCCUAAUUUUGACUAACGCCUAUUUGGACGAUUCAAUGGGGUACCAUGAGGGUCACGUCAAUAUUAAAUUGACGUCGAGUGAGCUUCAAUUCCUGUUGAAUUUCUCGCAAAGUAGUGACACCAAAGGGGACACAAUUAGCGAAAUAAGCUCGAUUUUUGAAAAUGCGUUGCAAAAAACGUCCCAGGAUAGAUACGAAGCGGUUGUUUUAUCAGUUCAGGAGAGAUUGUAUUAUUUGGUUUUUAAUCCGACUUCGGGGGCGCUUGCCGCUGCCUGUCUUGUUUUAUUUAUAAUGUAUAAGUUGCUCAGGGCGCAAUUUACGUGGUGGUCAAUAGUGAAGUAUUUUUUCUUGCUGAUGUACAUAAUGGAUUUUACGAUCACAUAUUUGAGUAUUUUACACGAGGAAGAAAUUGAUAAUUUGGUCGCGCUGAAAAAUAUGGGAGCGGUCCCGCCUGAAUGUGACCCGAAAAAAAUGUCAUGGGGCACUUACUUCAAGACACAAAUGCAAUCGGUCUUCACGGAAAAUCCUUGCAAAGCUUAUUAUACGGUCAUGUAUCAGGAUUUGAAAUACUUCGUGGCCCCCUCGAAGGUGCUCACGAGACAGUUUCGGACGCUCAUUGUCGAGCCUGGGGGCGACCUUGGAGAGGCGUUUGGGAAAUUCGGCCGUGGAAUGUUCGCAACACUUCCCUGGGGGCUCAAUGUGGUCCUCUUCCCCAUAAUGUUGGUGGCAGCAUGUGUCAUGAUUUUCAUAUUUUUCCUCUUCAUAACCAAACCUAAUUUUAAAUUAAGCCUAUUUCAUUUAUUCUCAAUCGAAUUGGGGCAACCUGUGAGACACCAGCCAACUUUACGUGGAAAUGACACCAACACGAGACAGAUUGCUGGGGCGAGGCGCAGGCGAACCAGAAAUCAAGGCAGAGAGGUAGGGCAUAGAGCCUUAGUUGAAGACGUUUCAAAUGAUAAAACUUCAAGUUCUGGUAAAACCAGCCCAGAGAAGAGCCCCCAAACCGAAGGUGCCUCAGAAAACAAGUUGCCCAUCAAGGACUAAAUUUUCAUAAAUUUUUGACUCUCGAUUAAGUAUUAAUAUGGCUUAACUUAUUUUUUUACACAGAUUACGUUUAACAAAGAUAGUACUGAUAUUAGCGAAAAUGUAUUUUUUGAGACCUGGAAUAAAUAUUUUUUAUCUAAA
Messenger RNA from Tribolium castaneum (red flour beetle), 1609 nucleotides. RefSeq lists its product as uncharacterized. Gene Ontology annotation, cellular component: endoplasmic reticulum; membrane. The record is from RefSeq and is a predicted model, not a curated record. NCBI's taxonomy places the organism in Eukaryota, Metazoa, Arthropoda, Insecta, Coleoptera, Tenebrionidae. The transcript has 6 exons. The coding region runs from base 227 to 1468 and encodes 413 amino acids. Gene Ontology annotation, molecular function: chloride channel activity.